AUGCCUCUCAAUCUAAGAGCUGCGUUUCGUCGCCAGCAGGCCGAAGAUGUCGAUACCUCUGUACAAAUGGAUCGCACCAAAUCGGCCACAGUGACAGACGUACCGAUUUCCGAAAGAGACACUGAGGCCGGCAAUGGACCUACCUCUGGUGUUGUGGACACCUCUGGAGGAGAGCGUGUCAGCGAGGAUGCUCAGCGCGGUGUCCAACAUGUCGAAGCAGUGACCUUGACUUGGUCGAAAAAGACCCUGAUUGCAGUUUUCUUCAACAUCUGGCUACUUUAUUUUGUCAAUGCAAUGCAGUCCUCCAUUCUGUCCAACCUGAUCGCGUACGCUACAAGUGACUUUAGCAGUCACUCGCUGUUAUCCAUCAUUUACGUUGUUUCGGAUGCCAUGACAGCAGCAGUCUACAUUCCCCUGUCCAAGACCCUGGAUGUGGUCGGACGAGCCGAGGGAUUCGCUAUCAUGGCUGUAUUUGCGACAUUGGGACUCAUCAUGCUAGCGUGCAGCAACGGCAUCACUCUCUUCUGCGCCGCAUACGUUUUUUACAAUAUCGGGUUUUCGGGCAUGACCUACUGCAUCGAUGUCAUCACCGCCGAUGCAUCGACGCUGCAGAAUCGGGCCUUGGCUUUUGCCUUUACUUCUUCACCGUACAUCAUUACCGCAUUUGCCGGACCCAAAGCCGCGGAAGGGUUCUACUACGACAUUAGUUGGCGUUGGGGUUUUGGUACAUUUGCCAUCAUCUUUCCCUUCGUCGCCGCUCCUUUAUUCUUCAUCCUCAAGUACAAUCUGCGCAAGGCACUGCAGGAGAAGCUUGUCAUUGCAGACACUAGUCGCACCUUCAUGCAGAGGAUGUGGGGGUACUUUCUAGAUUUCGAUAUUGUCGGUGUCCUCAUCUUCUCCAUUGGCCUCGUCGUUUUCUUCCUGCCGUUCGACCUUGCGGCGGACCAGCCCGACGGCUGGAAUACGGGCUGGAUUAUUGCCAUGAUUGUAGUUGGGUUCAUGAUGGUAUUUGCUUUUGCGAUUUGGGAAUGGAAAUUCGCUCCGUCUCCAAUGCUGAGCCUGACCUACAUGACUGAUCGCACUGUCAUUGGUGCCUGCUUGUUGGACGCCACCUACCAGAUCUCGUACUACUGCUGGGCCUACUACUUUACGUCCUUUCUGCAGGUUGUCAAUGACUUGUCCAUUGCCGAGGCUGGAUACGUGAGUCACACCUUUGACGUGGUCGGUGGCGUCUUAUUACUUCUCGUUGGUUUCCUGAUUCGCCGAACCGGCCGCUUCAAGUGGCUUCUGUACAUUGCUGUCCCGCUCUACAUCUUUGCCCAGGGCUUGAUGAUCUACUUCCGCCGGCCGAACCAAUCUGUUGGCUAUUUGGUCAUGUGCCAGGUUUUCAUCUCCAUUGGCGGCAGUAUCUUCAUUCUUGUCGAGCAGCUGGCCAUCCUCGCCGCCGUCGACCACCAACAUGUGGCCUCGGCCUUGGCUGUGCUCAACGUGGUCGGCACUCUCGGUGGCGCUAUUGGUUCAACUAUUUGCGGCGCCAUCUGGACCAAUACGUUCCAGGCUGCGCUGGAAAAGUAUCUUCCCAGCGAUGUACUUGAUAAUAUUGAUGCCAUUUAUGACGACCUGGAUACCCAACUGAGUUACGACAUUGGCAGCCCCGAGAGAAUCGGCAUUCAGGAUGCCUAUGGGUACGCGCAGACACGCAUGUUGACUGCUGGCUGCGCAAUUAUGGCGUUGUCUUUGUUUUGGAUUUUCCUUUUCCGAAAUAUUGACCUGAAGAAACAUCCCCAGACCAAGGGUAUGGUUUUUUAA
Molecule: messenger RNA, 1809 nt
Organism: Pestalotiopsis fici W106-1
Lineage: Eukaryota; Fungi; Ascomycota; Sordariomycetes; Amphisphaeriales; Sporocadaceae
Product: Siderophore iron transporter mirB
Exons: 3
Coding region: 1-1809 (602 amino acids)
Biological process (GO): transmembrane transport
Molecular function (GO): transmembrane transporter activity
Source: RefSeq, a predicted model, not a curated record